This is a messenger RNA of Hansenula ciferrii, 402 nucleotides long. RefSeq lists its product as uncharacterized. The transcript is spliced from 2 exons. The coding region runs from base 1 to 402 and encodes 133 amino acids. NCBI's taxonomy places the organism in Eukaryota, Fungi, Ascomycota, Saccharomycetes, Phaffomycetales, Wickerhamomycetaceae. The record is from RefSeq and is a predicted model, not a curated record.
AUGAAUGAACUUCAUGAAGAGGAUGAGCAGCCCUGCUAUCUCGAGUGCUACUUAAAACAUCAUAUACGAGGGAAAGUGGAUAAUGAAUCAAAGUUAAUUCCAAUAGAAGCAAUACCAACAUCAAAUAACUCUAAUGAUUCGGAUGAUUCAAGAGAUCAAUCAAAUGAAUCAGAGCCUCAAUUAAAUCCUGAAUAUAUACCACAAACCAAAAGACAUUCAAUAACGCAUGAUGAAAACUCAAUCAAAUCCAAAAAGCAAAGAAUUGGUCCAAGUUAUGAUCUUUGUAGAUCCAAAAAGAUUAAAUGUGAUGCUCAUGUUGAAAAUAUCAUAGAACAGCUUGAUAUAAAUCCUGAUGAUUUUCAUGAAUUAACUAAAACAAAUGAAACUAUAGAAUGCAAAUAA